UGUAUGCUAGCUGUCUAGCAGUCUGUAUAGUUUUCUUGUAGCUGUGUGUGGUUGAUGUGGUUUGGAGGAAAGGGGAGAUGUGGUCCUUUUUCGCCAGGGAUCCUGUCAAAGACUUUGCUUAUGAAAUUCUCCCAGACACACAAGAAAAGUCUGGAAUAUGGACGCUUCAUCGGGGGAAACGAAAGACCAGUGGAGAGCCAGUGUCUGUGUUUGUGUACGAGGUGGCCCAGGGUACAGAGCAGCAGACCCAGCUAGCAAAGGCAGCCUUCAAACGCAUGAAGACCCUGCGCCACCCCAACAUCCUGGCCUAUGUUGAUGGAUUGGAGAUAGAGGUGAGUGAGACAGAGAAAAGCUUGUACCUGGUUACGGAGCAGGUGACACCCCUCGCAGUCCACCUGAAGGCCCAGGCAGAGAAGGGUGGCUCUGGGGAACUGGAGGUUUCCUGGGGUCUGCACCAGAUUGUGAAAGCAUUAAGUUUCCUCAUCAACGACUGCCACCUGCUCCAUAACAAUUUGGGUGUAUGGGCUGUUUUUGUGGAUCGAGCUGGGGAGUGGAAGCUUGGAGCCCUUGACCAUGUGGCCCCUGAACAAGGCGACCCGAGCGGGAUCGUACUCCCUGCCCCUAAAGCUGUUUACCCAGAUAUGGAGAAAUAUGACCCACCAGAGAUGUCAAAUAGCAGUGGAGACAAAUGGGCAGGAGAGGUGUGGAGGCUUGGUUGCCUAAUCUGGGAGGUUUUCAAUGGGCCAUUACCUCGAGCUUCCUCUCUUCGAUCAUUAGGAAAGGUUCCAAAGUCCCUGGUCCCCCAUUACUGUGAGCUGGUGGGGGCCAACCCACGGGCUCGCCCCAAUCCAGCUCGCUUCCUGCAGAACUGCAGGGCCCCAGGGGGAUUCCUCAGCAACAGCUUUGUGGAAAGCAACCUUUUUCUAGAGGAAAUCCAGAUUAAAGAGCCUGCUGAGAAGCAGCAGUUCUUCCAGGAUCUCAGUGAUAACUUGGACUCCUUCCCUGAGGACUUCUGCAAACACAAGGUCUUGCCUCAGCUGCUCACUGCCUUCGAGUUUGGAAAUGCAGGAGCUGUUGUCCUCACACCACUCUUCAAGGUGGGGAAGUUUUUGUCAGCGGAGGAGUACCAACAGAAGAUCAUCCCUGUCAUUGUGAAGAUGUUUUCCUCCACAGACCGAGCCAUGAGGAUACGACUGCUGCAACAGAUGGAACAGUUCAUUCAGUAUCUAAAUGAAGCGGCCGUCAAUUCCCAGAUUUUCCCUCAUGUUGUUCAUGGAUUCACAGACACCAACCCGGCCAUCAGGGAGCAGACUGUUAAGUCUAUGUUGCUGCUGGCUCCCAAGCUGAACGAGACCAACUUGAACCAGGAGCUGAUGCGUCACUUUGCCAGGCUGCAGGCACGAGAUGAACAAGGCCCAAUCCGCUGCAAUACCACUGUCUGUCUGGGCAAGAUUGCCUCCUACCUCAACGCUGGGACUCGACAGCGUGUUCUGAUAUCUGCCUUCUCUCGAGCCACAAAGGACCCUUUUCCAGCGUCGCGUUCUGCCGGCGUGCUGGGAUUCGCCGCCACCCACAACUAUUACAGUGUAACAGAAAUUGCUGCACGUAUCCUACCCACCCUCUGUGCCAUUACUGUUGACCCCGAUAAGAGCGUCCGGGAUCAGGCAUUCAAAGCCAUAAAAAGUUUCCUUUUGAAACUUGAGACAGUAUCAGAAGACCCCAGCAAGCUGGCCGAGAUAGAAAAAGAUGUAGCGUCUUGUGCCCAGCCUGCAGGUGUGUCCUCCAGCUGGGCCGGCUGGGCCGUGACCGGCAUGUCCUCACUAACGUCUAAACUGAUCCGUAAUGCCCCGGGGACAGAAGGGGGAGCUGCAGCUGACGACAAUGGACAGGCUAAUGCCACAAGCCCAACAAACUCCCCCGAUGGAACACCUGCACCCGAUUCUGAAGCUAAAACUCCAGAAGCCUCUCUGACUCACCAUGCUGCCUCUAGCCGUGCCAACCAAUCACAGACUGUUGAUGUGACAGACAAUGAUAACGAACCAAUAGGAGACCGUUGGGAUGAUGAUGAAGACUGGGGCAGUUUAGAGGAGCCAGAUAAAACGCUGACUGAACCUGAUGACUGGAAUUCUGACUGGUCAGGAAUGACGGCAUCAAAAAAGAAGGCCAGUGAUAGAGGAGUAGGCCGUUCGUCAUCGUCUGUGGCUGUGAAAAAGCAGAGCUCUGACUGGAGCAGCUCAGGUUGGGAUGCUGACGACAGCUGGUCCAAUGAGAAAGAAGGCCAGGGUCAGAGUUCUGCAGGUGAGGAAGGCUGGGGCAACGACUGGGGCGAAGAGGAGACGGACACGACCUCCACUAAUAAGACACUCCCCCUGCCUGAAGGGGUGCGGCUUGCGAGCGAGUACAACUGGGACAGCAGUAACACAGCCAAGGGGUCCAGUCAGAAUGACCUGUUCGCCAACGUGUCACAGAGGAACACAGCCAGCACCACCACUGUCACGGCUGGAGACGGCUGGAGCGCGGAGGCAACAGGAGACUGGGGAGCUGAGGACAGCUGGGAGUCUGUAGACGGAAGCCAGGGUCUUAGCAAAGCUGAGUUGUCAAAGAAGAAACGGGAGGAGAGGAGGAAAGAGCUGGAGGCUAAACGGGCUGAACGCAAAGCUGCUAAAGGACCAUUAAAACUGGGUGCACGCAAACUAGACUGAGGGACAUCAGUUGAAAGAUGAAGGAGCGGAUGUGGAGCGAAGAAAAAAACUACAUCAACUGGACCCCGAGAUGGAGGUUUGACAUUCCACAGGUAAAGGACCAGAGAGAAGUGUAGGUGAUGAAUAAAUACUGUGAACCUGUCGACAGUCCCUACAACGGAGGAGGCUUCUUGGCUGAGCAAAACCAUCCAAAACCAUGCUGGUCAGUAGACCUUCAGCCCUGGGACUGUCUGCCUGUGUACAGUAGGGAAAAGACGCAGUUACAAAAGAACUACUGAUGAUGGCAGAGCUGAAACAGGCAGAGGAUGGAAGCAGAAAAAGCAGCACUCCAUACAGCAAAGGCCUAAGUUGAUGACCCUAAAUGAACCCCUCUGUUUUUUUAACACAGAAGUCAAAAACUUGCCAUUGUACAUGUACAUAAAGGAGCAUCUUGUCCUACAAUGACAUGAAAAAUGACACUUUAAAAUGGAGAAAUAUACAGUAUACAUAUAUCUAAGAAUUUCAGAGUCAAACGUAUUAUUAUACUGAAUGUUUUCAGUUUACUUACACACACCAACAGAAUGGAAAUGAAUGUUUUAGUUCAACUGUCACAGAAUGACUUUUAUUCAGUCCAUGCAUGCACUGUAUUUGUGUGGCCUAACAAAAUGUUCAUGACAAAGGAUCAAAUGUUGACUUUGCUUUGCACACACAACACUGUAUUUUAUUGAACUGGCCUGACAUGCAAUGCGGUUCACAUCUGCUAAUGGGUAACAUGCACUGCAGACACAUUGACAAGUAGCUGAGCCACUGACAAGUGGUUCAUCUGAAGCUGGAAAAAAGCAUUUCUAAGGGAAAGUCAGUUUGUGUAUUUACUUGCAUUUUCUUGUGUCAUGAAAUAUAGUGCUGUGAUGGGAAUUUAUGUAAACAAAGAUUUUAUUUUGAAGUAUUUUAAAGGUUUCGUUACGCAUCUGGUCCUGUGUGAUCGCACAGAUGCCACCAUAACCCAUCUGAGUCACUGAAGACAGAUUUACUCUCUAAUAUUGGACACUGUCAGGGUAAAAGAAUUUCUUUUGCUCUUUUAUUUGUGCCUUUAUUUAAUCACAGUUUCCCUCUGAGGGAUCACAUCCAACAGCUAAAGAAAAGUGGACCUGAAAUGUUUCAUAGCAGCUGAUUAUGUGUUUUUCUCAAAUCACUUCCCUGUCUGUGCUGGACAUGGCAUUGUUAGAUUUGGUACAACAUGAAAUGCUGUAUAAAUAAGCAAACUGACACAAUCAGCAGCUGUGAGCUAAUGGAUCUAAUGAGCUGGUGUGGGUUGGUCAUGUCAGGUAAGGAACUUCAGGAAGCUGAGAAGUGUUUUGUUUUCUACAGAAAAUCCAAAUCAUGUAGCAUGUGAGCUAUACUAAAAUAAAAACAACAUAAAAUUCUAUAUUUUGUACAUUUAAUGAUGUCUAUAUUGCAGGUAAUUUCAUUAUUCCUAAAUUAUAACUACUCAAAAUCAUGGACAGCUAAGGAUGGGAACCAAUGGCAUUAUCGACUCAGUAUCAGUUGUUUCAGUGAUUCUGAUCAGUUUUCUAUGGGGGAAUUCCCAUGUUAAGUAGGAAGAGGUUUCAGUAUAAUAAUGUUUCCACACCUGUUUUAAAUGACACAAAUUGCUGUUUACACUGUUCUCAACUUUAUUUGUGACAUUAUGCCACUGUUUUUUCUUCUUUGACAUAAUUUGUUUCAAGUUUCCAGCUGCAAAGAUGAGUUUCAUGCAGCUGUCAGAAGCAUAGAAGUAUUAACAGAAGGAAUCGAUGUUCAGAAGCGCACGAUAUUGAUUGUUGACAGUUUGGAACAGGUGGAUUGUUUACAUCCCUAUGUGUAAGUAAGGGUUUAGGGCAACGAUACUCAUCUUAUGACUGAUAGGCUAAGUCCACGAUCAAUCAUUUCUACUUCACAAUACAAUGAAAUUUGAACCCAAAUAAACAAGGUAUAAGUGGUUCAGAGAAAAGAUGGAUAGAUGGAACCAAAUAUGUUAACAAAGCAAAUAAACAUAAAAUGCAGUUGCAACUAA
Sphaeramia orbicularis (orbiculate cardinalfish) is the source of this 4734-nucleotide messenger RNA. RefSeq names its product SCY1-like, kinase-like 1 (gene scyl1). The transcript is spliced from 19 exons. The record is from RefSeq and is a predicted model, not a curated record. Gene Ontology annotation, molecular function: ATP binding; protein kinase activity. Bases 78 to 2702 code for a protein of 874 amino acids. NCBI's taxonomy places the organism in Eukaryota, Metazoa, Chordata, Actinopteri, Kurtiformes, Apogonidae. Gene Ontology annotation, biological process: protein phosphorylation.